UGACCUCAAUGGGAAAGGAGCCGGAGGAUUGCUUCUAGACACCGGAAGUGGUCCGUCUUUUCUUCCCCUUCCACCCCAAGUCCUGGAGCAAGUCGCCCAGAAUAACAGCGAACCCGGUGUUACCACCCUCAAACUACCCGAUCCACCAUUUCAUCGUCCGGCAGACCUGCCAGUCAAAGACAUCGAUAUCGAGCUUUGUUUCGUCUGCAAAAAGUGCCGCAUGGCAUACCCAGGCGAUUCUCCGUUACUCAGCCACCAAAGACAAUGCUACGGAGCCAACCAGGAGAACAGGGGCACCUUCAGGAUAGUCCAGAGUGGUUUCGAGUGUCGUCAGUGCAAUAAUGGCGAAAAAAUCAAAAAUUUGCUGGAAUUAAAGAGCCACUUUGAGUCGGGAAGUCACCAAUAUAAAGAUCAUGCUCCUCCUCAGAGUGAGAGUCCAUUAAGUCACGAGAUGGAAGACGUGGUGAAACAAAUCACUCUUCUGGCAGCCAGGGCAGCUCAGGAAAGCCCAUCCACUCAAGGUCAGGUAGUUGAUUCGAACUCCAAUACUUUCUGCCAGCCUGGAGAACCAAAAAGGAGGUUUCUUAGUCCAGGGGAGGUGGCGCAAGCUCUUGCCACUACCAGUCAUUAGAACUUCCUACGAUUUCAGUGGUGAAAAGUGAUUCUUAUUUUAUAAUACCAACAGAGAAUAAGAUUUACUUUCAUCACGUUAAAAAUGAUUACAAAGAAUUAUAGAUUACAUUAAUCUAAAAAAAUCCGGUAUUAAUUAUUAUAUUAUCAUCCAAAAAUUAUUGGUGAUAUUUGGUCGAAACAUGUAAGAGAAAUAAUCAAGAUCUCUCGCUUAUAAGUAACUCCUAUUAAAAGAAAACUUAGUCUCGUAAAACUUACGUAGCUGUGUAAAAUAAUAAUUAUUGUUGUAUGUAUUAUAGAAAAGUAGGGUUAUGUUUCCUAUACUGCAACUGAUAGUUACUAAGACGACGCGGGUCGAAGGUUCCCGAUCGACGGGCGAAAACGCCCGAGCCGCACCCGAGACCCGCCCCCUGGCAGUUCCUGACGUUUUUUUUGUUCGUGUGACGAGUGUGCGUGUGUGUAUAUAUUAGAGAAACCAAGUAAAAUGAAUAAUCGAACACUGCGACAUUUAUGAUGUUCCUAAUUGUAACCUUAUCUCGCAUAGGCGCGCGCAGUGGAACCACCCGGUUCGAAUUUCGCGCGCGCCGGCAAACUGCACGCGCCCUCUACCGGGGGCGUCAGUAAAACAAGUUCCUAUUGGGCGCGGUCCGGCACUGUUCCUCAAUUUGAAAAUGAUAAACGCAAAAAGAGAGGACCGCGCCCGUUUAUUUCUAUUAUUAUUAUUGAUAAAAUGAAAAAAGAUAUUUGCAGAAAUCUUUUUAUUGCUCUAUAUAUUGAUUCAUUUAAUUAACUUAUUAUUAUUAUUAUUGAAAAGUUGCUGUAUUUAAGUCGGAAUCGGUUUGACGGGGGACGGAUUGACGUUCGGAGCGUCCUGUCAAUCUCCCCUGUCAUUUCGAUCGAGUAUAUAUGUAUAUUUAUAUGUAACUGAAGAUGAUAUCAAGCUAAAAAGGUGAAACGUGCUUUUUUAAGUAUCUCGCAUGAGUAAAACUAAAAAAAUAACAAGAUAUCUUUAUCUGGCGAAUUGGUUCCUAUUAACUAAUAAUUAGUUGUAAUUAACAAUACAGUGUUUUACUUGAGAAUCGUUAUGGGAAGAGUUUAGAGGACUUUACCUUUUUAUCCUGAAAACCCGAAAAGUUAGGUACGCGUUCUUUUUUUUGAAUCAAAUAAGAAAAGAACAAGAUCAUUUUAUUAUUAUCUAUAUAAAUUAUUAUAUACGAGUUUCGGUUUACGGGAUAUAAACUCCUCCCACGGCGGAAUGUAUCUAGUUAUGUUUCAGUUGGUUUCCAACGUCAUCGUAUAUAUAGUAGUAGAUAUAUAUUUAAAAUUUUAACUCUUAGGUUAAAACAAAACGUAUCCAAAAUAACUCAAAAUGGGAAACGCUCCCCAGUGGGCGUGACCUACCUCGCAUUGAAAAGUGAGUUUUAUUGGAACUAAGUGUGAUUGUUGAUAUAGAAAAACGAUUUGUUGCCCGAUGCACCCUCUCAAUUGCCAAUUUACUUUUUUCAGAAACAUGAGUAAGAAUUACAGGAUUAAGUCUCAACUAAAUGCUCUAUAAUUUGACAUUCGUUAAAAUUUAUUUUCAAAUUUGAGAAUCAACAGAUUUAACUACAUUAAUAAUAAAAUUCGUUUUAAGUUUUCUAA
This is a messenger RNA of Sitophilus oryzae (rice weevil), 2271 nucleotides long. RefSeq lists its product as uncharacterized. The transcript has 2 exons. Bases 221 to 631 code for a protein of 136 amino acids. Lineage: Eukaryota; Metazoa; Arthropoda; Insecta; Coleoptera; Curculionidae. The record is from RefSeq and is a predicted model, not a curated record.